Cyprinus carpio (common carp) is the source of this 1074-nucleotide messenger RNA. RefSeq lists its product as uncharacterized. Gene Ontology annotation, cellular component: nucleus. The record is from RefSeq and is a predicted model, not a curated record. Lineage: Eukaryota; Metazoa; Chordata; Actinopteri; Cypriniformes; Cyprinidae.
AUUCCCAUCAGUCUACAAGUGAAGACGAGCAUCAAAGCAUCAGGAAGAAGUGAAAUCUGCAGAGACAGAGUUUAUUGAAGGACAGAGAGAACAUGAGAGAUCCAGAACCCUGCAGAAUCAAACACACUGAAAAACAAACAGAGUUGAUUGAAGAAAAUGAGGAGAAUGAAGAAUUGAAUGAAGAGGAGGAGAAACAUCAUGUCAAAACUGGAGAAAAACCUUUGAGUCGCUCUCAAACCAAACAGAAAGAUUUAAAGAAGAGAAGAGACAAGAAAUCUUUCACCUGCACUCAGUGUGGAACGAGUCUCAGAAACAAAAAUAGUCUUGAGAUUCACAUGAGGAUCCACACUGGAGAGAAACCAUUCACGUGUGAUCUCUGCGGGAAGAGUUUCACACAAUCAUCAAACCUUAAGAGACACAUGAACAUUCACACUGAAGAGGAACUGUAUGAAUGUGAUCAGUGUGGAAAAACAUUUUUGAGGGCUUCAAACCUGAAGGGACACCUGAAAGUUCAUUCAAAAGAGAAACCCCAUUCAUGUUCUUUAUGUGGAAAGAGUUUUUCACUUAAGCAGAAUUUAACAGCACAUCAGAAGUUACACACUGUUGUGAGAGAAUAUAUGUGCUUUGAGUGUGAGAAGACUUUUAUUACAGCUGAAUAUUUGAAACGGCACGAGAGGAUCCACACUGGAGAUAAACCUUACAAGUGUUCACACUGCGACAAGAGAUUUGGUCGGUCAGCACAUCUGAAAUCACAUGAGAGGAUCCACACUGGAGAGAAACCUUACGAGUGUUCACAAUGCGACAAGAGAUUCAGUCGGUCAGCACAUCUGAAAUCACAUGAGAGGAUCCACACUGGAGAGAAACCAUAUCACUGCACUGCAUGCGGGAAGAGUUUCCGUCAUUCAGCUUCUCUACUCAUGCAUAACAUAAAGAUUCACAGUCAGUAGAUCAUCUUCAGAUCCAACACUUUCAGGUGUGACGUCUCAUCCUCACCAAAUGUUACACAAUAAAGCGUCAAGCAAUACAAUCUCUUCUGUAUAAAUCUGACUUAACAAAUAAACAUCAUCUUAAGUC